Messenger RNA from Prosopis cineraria, 1384 nucleotides. Its product is annotated as protein ENHANCED DISEASE RESISTANCE 2-like. The transcript is spliced from 2 exons. Bases 90 to 1085 code for a protein of 331 amino acids. Lineage: Eukaryota; Viridiplantae; Streptophyta; Magnoliopsida; Fabales; Fabaceae. The record is from RefSeq and is a predicted model, not a curated record.
UAUCUUGAAAGGGAGUUGUGCGUGGAGUGGAGACCAGUGCAAGCGUUCUCGUCCCCGGAUUGAAGACUCGCUCUAUCCAGUAUCCAUCCAUGUGCCCCAAGAAGAAUAAUUCCCGCAGCUCCGGCUCCGAUUCUACCCCUGAAAUCACCGCCGGGUCCGGUGAUUCCGCCUCCGCGGUUGACUGGAUUUCCGAGGCAAUCGCUGGCGGAUCCCUACGCCGCGUCGACAUGCACCAUGGAACUAACGGCUGGGCGUCACCGCCCGGCGAUCUUUUCUUUCUCCGUUCCGAAAACUACCUAACAAAACGGCAGAAGGCUCCUGCUGGAGACUAUCUGCUCUCUCCUGUAGGUAUGGAUUGGCUCCAAUCUAACAGUAAGCUCGAUAAUGUGCUCGGCCGUGCCGAUAACCGUGUGUCGCAUGCACUCCGGAAAGCCCAAGAUCAAGGCAGAUCGUUGAAGAGCUUUAUUUUUGCCGUGAAUCUACAAGUACCUGGUAAGGAUUUUCACAGCGCGGUGUUCUAUUUCGCCACGGAAGAUCCAGUUCCUUCCGGCUCGCUCCUUUAUCGAUUUAUCAAUGGCGAUGACGCCUUCAGAAAUCAGCGGUUUAAAUUGGUGAACCGGAUCGUGAAGGGGCCGUGGAUUGUGAAGAAGACGGUCGGAAAUUAUAGUGCCUGCUUGUUAGGGAAGGCUUUAACAUGCAAUUAUCACAGAGGACCGAAUUAUUUAGAAAUCGAUAUCGAUAUCGGAAGCUCGGCGAUUGCGAACGCUAUUUUGCAUCUCGCGUUGGGAUAUGUAACGAAUGUCACUAUCGACAUGGGCUUUUUGGUGGAAUCGCAAACGCAGGAUGAAUUGCCGGAGAGAUUAAUAGGUGCCGUCAGAGUUUGUCAGAUGGAGCUGUCGUCGGCGAGGGUCGUUACAGAUAAUGCUCCGCCGUUAGCGCGCGGGAUAGGGUUGUCGAAGGUGAAUCACGAUAAAUCAGCUGACCAAGAGGAAGGGUGGGAUUCAAAUACAGGGCAGCCAAUUGACUCUUGCAAUGAAUUGUUUGGUAAAAGAGCAGUUAUAUCUCAGCAUAUAGACUGUCGCUGAUGAAUGAGCGAUGGCCUCGAAGCAUCAAAGAGCAGAUGAUUUAAAGGAUUAUGUGACCCACUGCCUUGCGUCACCAAAAGGUUCCAUUACGCGGGGGAAAAAACAAAACAGAUUUUCCACUAGCGGUUCCUUGCUGAGCGACGCUGAUUGAUCUGAUUCAUGGCCUCGCUAGUUGAGAUAUUGGGGAAAAAACGUUGAACCUUAUCGCUUUUAACUUGACACCUAUAUAUAUGUACGAUGACCCGUGUCUGUACAGUUUCUCUGAUCUCUCCAUACCUAGCACCUCCAUUAAGUAAGAA